Molecule: messenger RNA, 418 nt
Organism: Schistocerca serialis cubense
Lineage: Eukaryota; Metazoa; Arthropoda; Insecta; Orthoptera; Acrididae
Gene: Pcd
Product: probable pterin-4-alpha-carbinolamine dehydratase
Exons: 3
Coding region: 16-330 (104 amino acids)
Biological process (GO): tetrahydrobiopterin biosynthetic process
Molecular function (GO): 4-alpha-hydroxytetrahydrobiopterin dehydratase activity
Source: RefSeq, a predicted model, not a curated record
UCUUGUACAAGCCUGAUGCUUGCGUCUGGCAAGCUGACUGAGGAGGAGCGAACACAAGUUCUCCAACCACUGUUGGAGAAAGGCUGGAAAGUUACAGAGAAUCGAGAUGCCAUUGCUAAGGAUUUUAUAUUUAACAAUUUCAAUGAGGCAUUUGGUUUCAUGACUCGUGUUGCACUCUUGGCAGAGAAGAUGGAUCAUCAUCCUGAAUGGUUUAAUGUCUACAAUAAAGUAAAAGUUACACUGGCAUCUCACGACGUUAAUGGUGUCAGCCAUCGUGAUAUAAAAAUGGCAGACUUCAUGGAGAAAGUAGCUGGUACAGUGAAGUCGUAGGCAAUGUCUUACUGAAGCUGCAUCUAUAGAAUAUGAAAUCUUCAUGCUUUUUAAUAAACAACUAUAAAUAAAUGUUCUUUUCUGCUUA